This is a messenger RNA of Larimichthys crocea (large yellow croaker), 926 nucleotides long. It is a transcript of the gene erp27, whose product is annotated as endoplasmic reticulum protein 27. Gene Ontology annotation, biological process: response to endoplasmic reticulum stress; protein folding. Bases 112 to 876 code for a protein of 254 amino acids. Gene Ontology annotation, cellular component: endoplasmic reticulum. Gene Ontology annotation, molecular function: protein disulfide isomerase activity. The record is from RefSeq and is a predicted model, not a curated record. The transcript is spliced from 7 exons. Lineage: Eukaryota; Metazoa; Chordata; Actinopteri; Sciaenidae.
GUUUCAAAGAAGUCGCAGCAGCUAUGAGAGACACAGCAGAGCUGACGCGACUCUUUGUCUCCUGAGCAUCGCUCGGUUUGUUUCCUCUCUGUCAGUCGAAUCAUUCGAAACAUGCUGCUCACUCUGCUGUUCUCCCUCCUGGUGUCUUCUGCCAUCGCCACAGAGAAAGACGGCUCCCUUCCCACGCUGACUGACAGCAAAGCUGUUGAGGCCUUCAUCGACUCGGCCGAGGUGGUGGUCAUCGGAUUCCUGGAGGGAGAGGAGAGUCACGGCUAUCAGGAACUCGUUGCCAGUGCGAAGAAGGUCGACUCGGUCCCGGUGGCCAUCUGCACCGUCAAAGAGGCGUGGGCCGACUACAACGUCUCCUCGAACACCAUCACCCUGUUCAGAAAGGCCGAUAACCACCAGGAGAACCUCGUUCUCUCUGAGAUCAAGAAGUUAGAGGUUGACGGUCUCGUCAACUUCAUCAGCGUCAACGAGGUCCGAUACAUCACCGAAUACAACCAAGUGUCUGCGGUUGGUCUGUUCGGCUCGGAGGUGAAGGCACACCUCCUGCUCUUCGCCAACAGAGGGACGAAAGAGUUCACCGAGCUCAAGGAGCAACUCGGAGCUCUGGCCCCUGAGUUCACCGGAAAGUUCUUGUUUGUGCUCGUUAACGGAGCAGUGAAGUCCAACGCCCGCUCUCUGGCCUACUUCGGCCUCAAGUCGAAGGAGCUCCCACGAGUCGGUAUCUAUGAUGGGGACUCUGACAUGAAGUGGCUCCUACCUGAGGGCGAGAUCACGACUGAACGAGUGCGAGACUUCUGCCAGUCCUUCCUACAGGGGGAGCUGAAGGAGGUGAAACAGGCCGGAGCGGAAGCCAAAACAGAGCUGUAGGACUCCAAUGUAAAUGAAUUCAUAUAAAUUAAAUAAAAUGUUAACGUCUG